Messenger RNA from Aedes albopictus (Asian tiger mosquito), 8188 nucleotides. RefSeq lists its product as uncharacterized. The coding region runs from base 5728 to 6768 and encodes 346 amino acids. NCBI's taxonomy places the organism in Eukaryota, Metazoa, Arthropoda, Insecta, Diptera, Culicidae. The transcript has a single exon. The record is from RefSeq and is a predicted model, not a curated record.
AGUUGGGUCCUCCCAAUAAGUGUUCGGUAAUUUUAGAUGAUAUUGGGGGACAUUCUGAGGGAAGUCGGUUCCUCCCAAUAAGUGUUCGGGAAUUUUAGGUGAUAUUGAGGGGCAAUCUGAGGGAGUUGGGUCCUCUAAAUAAGUGUUCGGUAAUUUUAGAUGAUAUUGGGGGGAAUUAUUAAGGAAGUUGGGUCCUUCCAAUAAUUAUUGGGGGGCAUUUUGAGGGAAGUCGGUUCCUUCCACUAAGUGUUCGGUAAUUUUAGGUGAUAUUGGGGGACAUUCUGAGGGAAGUCGGUUCCACCCAAUAAGUGUUCGGGAAUUUUAGGUGAUAUUGAGGGGGCAUUCUGAGGAAAGUCGGUUCCUCCCAAUAAGUGUUCGGUAAUUUUAGAUGAUAUUGGGGGACAUUCUGAGGGAAGUCGGUUCCUCCCAAUAAGUGUUCGGUAAUUAAAGGUGAUACUGAGGGGCAUUUUGAGGGAAGUCGGUUCCUCCCAAUAAGUGUGCAUAGACCUAAAUAUUCCCACGCACUCCGAUAUUACCACAAAAACAAAUGGUUCAAUUUGAAAAAUGCAUUCCAGCACAAGAAAAAGUAUUUAUACAUUGGACGAGCAAUAAUCAAUUUAUGUUAAAUAUACCCACUGUAAGGACUGUUCAAUUUAUAAAACGGACAACUUGCUUGUGCGAUAUCUUUUUUUUAUUUUUCAAUAAAAUCAUUAUCAGUUUUUUGCAUAACUUUCUAUAGCUACUCUCAAAUGUAGGAAAAAUAUAACAUUAAGCAAAAUGUUCUUUAUUGUGUAACUGAAGCGAUUUUCGUAAAACAUCAAUAAAAACCCAUUUCUCAAAAUUCGACAUAACUUUCCACAUACUUAACAUGCACAUUUUCAUGAAGUUUUUAAUGUAUUGGAAUCUUAUACUAUUCUACUAAAGGUAAAGUUCAAUAGUUGGUCAGUAAUAAUGCACCAAGCAUUCUCCAGCUUGAUAUAGCGAGUUGCCUUGUUUUCAUAGAAAUUAUUAAAAAAUGUUCAUUUAGGUCCUGUGUUGCAAUAGCAUCACGGAUUCGGCUAAAAAUUUGUCCAGAGUAGUAGAAUAUUGCUCUCUGAAUGAUACAGAAGAGAAAUUUACUUUUCAUUGCAUUUUUCAUUAAAAAUUUAUUUCUUAAAGAUGGUCAUAUUGAAAAAUUCCAUACUUUUUGCUCCAUUAAUGCAGAUUUUCCACUCUAGCGAAUCUUGUUAUUAUUUAUUUUCAACAAAGUUGGUCCUAUGUUAUUGUACACCUUAUUUAAUAAUAAUCGGGUGCAAAGUUUUUAUUUCCAACAUCAUUGUUAUGCAAAAUUUGCAUUAGAUUGCACGGUUAUUUGAAAGAACCUUCAGAGAACGAAACUGUUUUGAUUACUGUGUCUGUAAUGGCGCACUGUAAUUAAACCAGCAAUGCUAUUAAGACGCAGUUUUCUGCAUUUAAAACCGCAUUAUUCCCACUUUUGACUGGAUGCAUAAAAAAAUGAUUAUUUAAUAAUGGCAUGCCCUUUUUGCUUUACAAUUGAAUUUUAUUCAAAAAAUCGAAUCUCACUUGAGACUUUAAUAUCUCAACAUUUAAUUCUCCAAUUGAGUUUAAUUCUGCCAUAAUGUUUAUUACUCAUGCUGCUGCUUUUUUGGAAUUAAAGACGAUAUACCAUAUGUGAACAGUAAUUUUAUAUAUAUUUUCAAUUUUCAGCAAUCGAAAAAUUCACCUCAUUUAACACUUGACCGAUUUUCUAUAAAAUAAAACUAUUUUUAUUUUUUUCAGAAAUGAUUACCAUAAUGGAAGAUGACGUACUGAACAACGAAACAAAAGGGUGGUUAAAUUUGAACUACGCGUCUUCUUUUUAUAGCCUUGUAAAGUUGUCCGUUUUAUAAAUUGAACAGUCCUUAGACAAAAAUCAAUUACAUGAUAGACACAGGCUCACAACUAAACAUAUUAAGAUGGGAUGCAGCCCCUAGAAUCGGAGCAACAGACAUAGAUUAUUCUGAAUCUGAAAAGUCAUUGAUUUCGGGAUUCAAUGAAAGUCAAACAAGAACGCUCGGAUCUACUGAAGUUAGUUUAAUAAUUAAGAAGUCUAAGUAUAAGAUAAAAUUUUAUUUAGUUCACCACUUAAAUGUACAUGGUAUCAUAGGAGCAGAAUUUUUGAAACAGCAUACAUUAUUAGCGUGGUUCAAAAAAUCGUUUUUGCUCCACACCGCUUAUUCGAUUCCUAACCAGAUUGUAUGCCUUCUCACAAAAUUUGAGCUCAUUUGGUUGAAAACUGAGACUGCACAAGCCCGUCAAAGUUUGUAUGGGAAUUACUAUGGGAAAACGAUGUUUUUCAUUCAAUCGACCGUAGCAUUUCCACAAGUGCCCUAUUGGGUUAGUCGACCCUUGGUAAUACUAGGCUACUCCAUCAGCUACAACAUUGCCGAAGACCGCACUCAAAUCGGACGCCUCAUUAAUUAGUUAUCGAUUUUUAUCCAACUGGGCAAACUUUAGCUAUGAUCCUCCAGCUUCCCAGCAGGCAACAUUGCUGCAUAUGGCGCCAAAGAUAGCACACUGAAAUCAUGGCUACUAUGUUCCACUGCAGAAUGCAGUGAUGCCCACCGAAUAGUUUAACCAUCAUGAGUAAAGAUUUAGAUUCUGGAUAAAAAUUGGUAACUAAUUGAUGAGGCGUCCGAUUUGAAUGCGGUCUUCGGCAAAGUUGUAGCUGAUAAAGUAGCCUAGGAUUACCAAGGGUCGACUAACCCACUAGGGCACUUGGGGGAAUGCUACGGUUGAUUGAAUGAAAAACAUCGUUUUCCCAUAGUAAUUCCCAUACAAACUUUGACGGGCUUGUGCAGUCCCAAUUUUCAACCAAAUGAGCUCAAAUUUUGUGAGAAGGCAUAUAAUCUGGUUAGGAAUUGAAUAAGCGGUGUGGAGCAAAAACGAUUUUUUGAACCACGCUAAUACAUUAUAUACAGGGUGUUGGGUUCCUUACCCAGAAUAUUUCAGGGGGUGAUUAAGGAUGAUAUUUGAUGAAAAAAAUUGUUCUACGCAUAUGGUCAAAUCUCAACCAUUACGGAGUUAUAUAACUUUUCACGAUUUUGACAAUGCUUUUAAUAAAACGACAAUAACAUGAAAACGGUUUAACUUAUUCAAGAUCUCUCAGCACCAUUCGAAAGAUUAUGAAAUUUUCUAUUGAACGUCAUCUUCGAACAUGCAAGUUUUUGUUACUUACUCACUUUUUAAGAGCAAAUAAGUGAAAAGUAAGUGAAUUUUUAACUGUUUUUGUCGAUUUACUCUAAAAAAUGCGUAAUUAACUUAUUUUUUCGUUAGACAAAGUUGAGCGCCUUGAAAUGCUCUACAAUUCGUUUUUUGACACCAAACUCCUAGCUCUUGUCAUUUCCCUGCAAUUUUAAUUUGAAUGCACAGUUUUGCAUCAUAAAUUUGCUUCAGCAAGUGCAUCAGAAUUUAGCUCUCUUGACCCCACUGUGACAGCGAAACUAGCGUCAUGUUUACUUCGCGCACACGGCUACUUGAUUCCCCGCGCCGAACAACAACAGCAUGGCGCGCUGGCGCAUGAGUGAAAAGAACGACGCCGCUGUGUGUUCGGCAAGAUGUUCAGUUGAAUUAGUUGAAUGAUUUUUGUAGUCCCGAUGAUUCUGGAAAGCUCAUGAUAAUUUCGGACGAGUGUUGGAUUUUGGUAGACAGUAACUGAGAGACUUGGUUAGGCUGUGUUAUUAUUCCAGCAUUCUCUUGGAGGAUGAGGAACAUCAGAAUAAAACUGUUGUUGUCAAUACCUGGAGGUUCGCGAUGAUGUUAAUAGUGAGCUGGUGAUCCCGGAAGGAACCUUGUUAGCUAUAAAGUAACUUUAUUCCAGCUUUGAGCGCAUAGUACAGCACAAUCUUCGUCGGUCUUGGACGCUGUUGCUCCUGUUUCCCCGAACAAAUUCUCAGGUCUUUUUCAACCACGUGUAGCCAGCACGUUCGCAGACCUCUAUGUGGUCACCGACCAUUACCUUUCAUGCUGAAUAUUGUUUUCGUUAUUAUUCUUUCUUUUGACAUUCUCACUACAUGCCCAGCCCACUGAAGUCUGCCGUAAUUUAUUCGUUUCACAAUACUCUUUUUUGCUGAAGUAGGUUGAUCUUGAUCGAAGUUGCUGCUUCCUGCUCUUACUCAUUCGUCAAACAAAUAGGUAAGAGCAGGAUGUAGCAUCUUUGAUCAUGUUCAAUCUAUCUCAUUAAACUUUCUUCGAAUUUCGACUGUUGGUGAUUAUGUUGGAAGGGGAAUGGCGUUCAGUCUUUGGAGGAAUAACUCAAAAACGGAUUUUUAAGCUUUCAUCCGACGUUUCGGUCGCUAUAUUGCGCCUUCUUCUGGGAAUUAACUAUGCUCCGUUUUGUCGUAAAAGUAAAGAGUAAAAGUGGCGCCAAAACGGGCAACUGCAUCGCUGUUCUGCGACCCGGAUAGUUUUUUCGGAUAUUUUUCGGAUAUUUUAUCCCAUCCAUCCGCCGGCGGCGGCAGACGAUACGUUACGUCUGGGACAAAUGUGGCCUAUGUAGUAUUACAAAUCAAAUCCUCAUGGUUCAAAUCAAUCUUCAAAUUUCCAGUACUUGCCAGCACUGUACUCGUCAUUCACAUUUGUUAAAGUCUGUUUGUCAUAAAUUACAUCACAGCCAAAUUGCUUCCUAGAAGAUCUCCGGAAACCUUCCAUAAAAUAUGCAUAAUAAAUAGCGACCCUCAGUCAGCUGUUUAACGUUUACCAAACUGUGCAGUUAAAACAUUCUCACUUCCUUUAUUUUGAGACCUUCGUAAUUUCACUUUCAGUCAACCGUCCAAAGAGUUCGCAUGUUCUCUCGUGAACUAAAACUAUCCGAAGUUCCGAUGCCUGAUACCAAAUGGCGACCGUGACAGUGAGUGAUAACGAACAGUAGAAGAAACAACAGUGAUAACGAACAGUUGAACAGUGAAAGCAACGAAGCAACGGCAGUGAUAACAAACUUUAGAAGCCUCACAGUGUUGGUGAAGUGCCAGAAAAUCAGCGCCAGAAUAAUGGGUUGGUUCACAUCGGAUAAUUUUGUGACCAACAAUGUCGCGAUCCCGACAACGGAAUUAAGAAUAGCCGUCGGUGCGGUAGUUACGGUAGUGGUAAUUGUAGUAAUUUACCUACUACUCAGAGUGUACAAUAAGUACCAGAAAAAAGGGAUGCAAAACUCGAUACGUCGAGAAAUACAAUUGAACAAUGUAAGAACGGACAAUACAGGUGCAAACAAUUAAAGUGUCUUACUGUGGAACGACCAAAUCAAAAACAAUUAUGUGCAAGCAACGGUGCGGAAAAGGAAAUAAUCAAUACCAAUAAUCAGAAGAAGACAGUGCGCAGUGCUUAUUUACAAGGCUUCGACCUUGAUGGCCAAUUUGUGCUAACGGACACGAAACGAAACGUGAGCUGAACUGAAGAAAAGUGCAAAAAUCGUAAAACGUCGAAACUUUAUGUGAAGAACAUCAAUUCGAAGAAUGUGAAGACAUCAAUACGGUGCGGAGAGUGAUAAGUAGACCAAAACCUACAGACGCCAUGGUAAGCAGAGAUAUACAGCUGUGAUCCAGGAAAUCGUGAAACCAAGGAGGAGCCAAACAUCACAGAUAAGUAAAAAGCAAAUGUAGAAUCACAACCUUUAUAAACAAUUAUAAUAAUUUUCUUAUAUGAUUAUAUACAAAAAAAAAAUUCAAUAAUUCCACUACAUAACAAUGAGUAAUGCCGUACGAAACUUACAUUCUUAAUUUGGAUAAACUAUUAAGAAUCGAACAAAACAUAAGAAAAUCAAUUAACAAAAAUACCAAACCUGAUACGUUACAAAGUAAUUUAGUGACAGCUCGUUUUUUAUUCCAAGAACUAGAAAAAGAGCUUAUAGAAAGGCAAGACGAAUUUGCCGAUACACAACUUUUUACGUAUAUUAAGAAGGCUAGAAACGCAAUAGGUUAUAUUGAACAGACUUGCAAAAGCAAGAUAGUAAAGAUACCCAUUCCUCACAAUCAAAAUCACACAAAUAUGGCUUUCGAUGCGAGAUUAGCCGCCUCGAUACUAUUACCAUUCGAUGGGGACAGUGAAAAACUGUCCAGUUUCAAAGACAGUGUAAAAUUUCUAAAAACAGCAACAGAAGCGGCAAAUCACCCAACACUCAAACUUUUCAUAAUAACCAGAAUCUCAGGCAAGGCACGCGAUGCAUUGCCUUCCGACAUCGACGAUAAGUCGAUCGACGAAAUCAUUGAACAAGUAAGCAAAAGUUGCGAAAGCAAGAUAACCUCAGAGCAGGUACUUGCCAAACUAAAGACUAUAAAAAAGGGGACAGCAAAACAACAAUACUGCGAAGAAGUUGAAUCGCCUUGCAGUCAGUUGUCCAGAGCAUACAUUAAAGAAGGCAUCCCACAAGGGAUAGCCAAGAAAAUAGCUACGAAAGCAGGCGUGGAAACGCUGAUUAAAACCGUUUCCGCAGAAAAUGCGAAAAUCGUACUACAAGCGGGUUCGUUCCCAACAAUCGAACAAGCUAUCCAAAAACUUAAUGAGCUACCUGACAAUACCGAAAGCAAUGAUGUCACCCGUGUUUUCAAUGUAAACACAAAUCAAAAGCGAUUCCAAAAUUUUAACCAGAGUCAGCAAAGAAACUGGAGAAGAGGUGCAAAUAAUAAUAAUAACACUUUUACACGCCGUGGCCCCCAUUCGUAUAAUCAACGUUUCAAUUAUGCACCACGCUUCGACAAUCGACCGCAUAACGGUGCAACAAACUGCCCAUUGUAAAAAGGCAGUUUGUUACAAGUUGGCAUAUUUGAUUAAAAGCAGUAGUUGAGUGUUUUUGAGUGUCCAAAUUUACUUUGGACCAAUCAAUUAGAAUUGAAUCGAUUUGGCCUAGAUCCACUCGCCACUGCGAGCAUAACAAGCCACAUAUAGCCCUGACUUUGAAUAUUUUUCAAGUUCAAGGGGAGAAAACUUUGCAUACACCAUAUGCGACAAUAUUUAUAAACACUCUUCCUCUAGAACAACCACCGAUAGUAUGGCGUUUAGCUGAGAGUUGUUUAUGUUUGGAGAAAUAUCGAUCGGACGCGCGAUCAAAACGCAAUGCGUGUUGCAAGCGACAGUCCGUCUUGGGUUUUCUUUUUGUUCUUCCAUUUAGAACAGAUUACCCCUUAUGGAACAUGGCAUAUGUUUCGAUAGAUGGAGAUAGGAAUCCAUUCAAUGAUUCAUACAAGGCAUAGAUUCAGCCACUUAUUCAAGGCGAGAGCCUGGGGUAAGGAACAAUCGAUCCAACUGUGAUUAUGAGUAUUCGUACUACAGGGGUUCUCGAACGAAUUUGAGUACGAGACAUUUUCUUCAUACAUUUGAGUACGAAUCAAUCAAUUGGGAAAACUUCAUUUUUAUCACGAAUUAGAUCUUAUCCCCACCACUUUAUAUUGAUAGUGUGUAAAAAUUUUAUUUAUGGGAAAGGGGUGCAAAUUUGGAAUAUCAUACCCCCUCACCAUAUUUCGAAUAAAUAUUUCCGAAGGUGAACCGAUCUCUCCCCACCACUCUUUAGGGAUAUUUUGUAGGAUCCGUAUUAUCCCGAUCAAGAAUAAUCGUGGAUCCGAUCUCUCUCUUUCAUUCGUCACGGAUAAAAAAUCCGAAGUUGAACCGAUCUCUCCCCACCACCCUUUAGGGAUAUUUUGUAGGAUCCGUAGUAUCCCGAUCCAGACCGAUCGUGGAUCCGAUCUCUCCCUUCCAUUCAUCACGGAUAAAUAUUCCGAAGUUGAACGAAUAUGGAUCCGAUCUCUCUCUUUCAUUCGUCACGGAUAAAAAGUCCGAAGUUGAACCGAACUCUCCCCACCACUCUUUAGGGAUAUUCUGUGGGACCAGUAUCCCGAUCGAGACCGAUCGUGGAUCCGAUCUCUCCCUUCCAUUUAUCACGGAUAAAUAUUCCGAAAUUGAACGAAUAUGGAUCCGAUCUCUCUCUUUCAUUCGUCACGGAUAAAAAGUCCGAAGUUGAACCGAACUCUCCCCACCACUCUUUAGGGAUAUUCUGUGGGACCCGUAUCCCGAUCGAGACCGAUCGUGGAUCCGAUCUCUCCCUUCCAUUUAUCACGGAUAAAUAUUCCGAAGUUGAACGAAUAUGAACCCGAUCUCUCCCUUCCAUUCAUCACGGAUAAAUAUUCCGAAGUUGAACGAAUAUGAACCCGAUCUCUCCCUU